This is a messenger RNA of Anolis carolinensis (green anole), 3501 nucleotides long. It is a transcript of the gene mep1b, whose product is annotated as meprin A subunit beta. The record is from RefSeq and is a predicted model, not a curated record. Bases 663 to 2273 code for a protein of 536 amino acids. Gene Ontology annotation, cellular component: membrane. Gene Ontology annotation, biological process: proteolysis. The transcript is spliced from 13 exons. Gene Ontology annotation, molecular function: metalloendopeptidase activity; protein binding. NCBI's taxonomy places the organism in Eukaryota, Metazoa, Chordata, Lepidosauria, Squamata, Anolidae.
CUAGUAGUUAAUAUUUCUCUCAAGGACUCUUAUUGCCAAUAAUACAUUGGUGUUCUGAUCCUAAGCAUAGCUACCGGUAAUUGGAAAAAAAUCAGAAUUGUGAUUCCUACUUCUAAAUAGUAUUCUUAGGAUGCCAGCCUAGUUCUUAAAAUUUAUGAAAAAAGUGAUAAUAAUUACUAAUCUCAUUUCUUUUUUUCUUGUGGUUUUCAGAAAUAGAUGAAGACGAUGAAACAGAUCAAGAUAUCUUUGAUAUCAAUGCAGCUUUAGGACUUGACCUGUUUGAGGGUGAUAUCAGACUUGAUAAUGGGAGACCUGAACGAAACUCUAUCAUUGGCAGUCAGUAUCGAUGGCCUCACACCAUUCCAUAUGUCCUUGAAGACAGCCUAGAUUUGAAUGCAAAGGGGCUGAUCCUGGAAGCAUUUGAACGGUAUAGAUUAAAAACCUGUAUUGAUUUCAAACCCUGGGAAGGCGAAGCAAAUUACAUAUCCGUGUUCAAAGGGAGUGGCUGCUGGUCUUAUGUAGGGAACCGCCACACUGGGAGGCAAGAACUCUCCAUAGGAAACAACUGUGACAGGAUUGCAACAAUUGAGCAUGAAUUCCUUCAUGCAUUGGGAUUUUGGCAUGAGCAGUCACGAUCAGAUCGAGAUGAUUAUGUCACAAUAAUGAGAGAUAGAAUUCAAGCAGGCAAAGAAAGUAAUUUCAAUAAGUAUGAUGAUAAAACAUCCGAUUUCCUUAACGUCCCAUAUGACUACACCUCAGUCAUGCACUACAGUAAAACUGCCUUCAUGAAUGGGACCGAACCAACUAUAGUCACAAACAUCCCAGCUUUCAUUGAUGUGAUUGGACAGCGAAUGGAUUUUAGUGACUCUGAUGUCCUGAAGCUGAGUCGACUAUACAACUGCUCUUCCUCAUUAAGCUUUAUGGGUACAUGCAGUUUUGAACUUGCCAAUGUGUGUGGCAUGAUUCAGAGUUCAAAUGAUAAUGCUGACUGGCAGCGCAUAACUGAAAUUUCUAGUGGACCACAAAUGGACCAUACAUACGCAGGAGUCUGUCAAGAAACUGGUUAUUUUCUACAUUUUGACACUAGAAGUGGCAACCAGGGAGACCAAGCCAUUUUGGAGAGCCGUUUUCUGUACCCAAAGAGAGGGUUCCAGUGCUUGCAGUUCUUUUAUUAUAACAGCGGAAGUGAAACAGAUGAGCUGAAUAUUGGAGUUAAGGAGUACACCGAUGCAAAUCCCAAUGGCACUUACAGACUUAUAGAAACAAUACAAGGUCUACCUGUGAACUAUUGGCAGUUGCAUCACAUUUCUUUAACUAUGUCAAGUAAAUCCAGAGUAGUUUUUGAAGGCAUAAAGGGAUCCACAGCAUCGAAUGGAGGCCUUUCUAUUGAUGAUGUCAACCUCUCUGAAACCCGAUGCCCACACCAUGUUUGGCAUAUAAGAAAUUUCACUGAGCUUCUUUCUUCAAGCCCUUUAGGAGAAGCAGGAAGCCUCUAUAGCCCGCCAUUUUACUCUCCUGAAGGGUAUGCAUUUCAGAUUGCCUUGUAUGUGAAUGGUAGCAGUAGUCCAUUUAAUUUAGCAAUAUAUGUUCACCUGAUCUCUGGGGAAAAUGACAACCAACUCCAGUGGCCUUGUGCAUGGAAACAAAUCACAAUGGUUCUUCUUGAUCAACAUCCAGAUAUCACGCAACGUAUGUCAAAUCUAAGGAGUAUAACAACAGACCCAAAUAAAGUAGAAUCCUCUGGCCUUUAUUCCUGGGACAGACCAGAUAAAGUAGGAACAGAAGCCACCUUUCCAAAUGGCACUAAGUUCAUGAGGGGUCCCAGGUCUGGAACAAAUGCCUUUCUAACACAUGAAAGGCUUAAAAGUCGUGGCUUUAUUAAAGACGAUAGUAUUUUCAUUCUUGCAACAGUGGAUGAUAUAUCACAUUUAAUAUCAACACAACCAAAUUUCACAAUCACCAAUGCUCCGACCACAACCACCGUGGCUGAUCCAUGCAGUGCUUAUGGCUGUAAGAAUAACGGAACUUGCAUUAUUGAGGCGGGAAAGCCUGUUUGCAGAUGCCCUGUUGGGAAGGACUGGUGGUAUGUGGGAGAAAAAUGUGAUGAAAAAGGAACAAUGCAAGACACUGCUGUAAUAGCAGUUGCCUCAUCUCUUAGUGUGUUUGGUGUCAUGUUGAUCAUCACAAUUAUAACUACCUGCUGUAUUAAAAAGAAAUACAAGGAAAAAAUGCAAGCCAGUAGAAAUUUGGAAUUAGGAAAAACAUCUUUUUGAAGACCGUAAAACUCUGGAAAGCAAAGCAUUCCGAAUAAUCUGCCGGAUACUACAAGGAUACCUCAUUCAAAACAUCACGUUCAACACAAUUUUUUGACCAAUUGAAAAAGCAUUAUGUCAUUUACAUGUAUCGUAGCAAAAGGAAAUUAUCAACAUGCGAAUCUCUUCUUUUUCCUAGUCAACUUUUAAAAAUGCAUAAUAUGGACAUGAGAACAGUGGCCGAUGCAAGUAUGUGGCAAAGUAAUUUAUCCAGCAGAGAAGGUGAAAUGGAUGAACCUAAUGGAUCGGCAUUUGUAAGAUGGAUCUGAUAUGAUUUUUCCUACUAUAUAACAAACACUGAUCUAGGAUCCCAAUUUCCAAUGGCUCUCCCUUAAAUCUUCAAACUGCUGUUUGAAAACCCUGUGACUGUAGGGGUAAAUUGUUUGGGGAAAAACCAUUCAGUUACCUAAAUGAUGAAGCGCCCCAAUUUUUUUCUCCCAGUUAGGUAACUAAAACCUUUGUAAAGGAUAAAGUACCUAUUUCUAGGCUACAUUAUAGCGUGUGUGCUAGAAGAUGAUAGCAUGACUAGCAUUAUCUUUUAUUACCUUGCUAACACUGUUGUGCAAAUGAUAAGAGAUAAUAAAAAACAGCAAUGCACUGCAAGAGUCAUAUGCUCUUAUACACGAGGAUAUGAAUAUCUACCUUCCUUUAUUAAAUAUUCCACUGUGAAGAUCUUUUACUAUCUUCAGGGACUAUACAUACAUACAUACAUACAUACAUACAUACAUACAUACAUACAUAUCUCCUACUGAAAAAAAUCUUAACAGCAAUAGUGCAUUUAAUACUCAUGUUUGUUGGGUAUGAUGGGAGUUUUAGACAAAUAUCUGAUGUAAAGGGUCUAUUUCACAAAAUCUGGGAAACUGUACUUUGCCUCUUGGAAAAGAGAACCUACUUACAAUGUCAUUGGACACUGGAUGAAUUGCAUGUCAUAAAUACACAGAUACAUGUCAUAUACUACCAUGAGUGGAAAUAAAGACAUUUGCAAUCAGUGCUUGUAUCCUUGUAGAGAGACACCAAGUAACAAGACGGAGAUACGCAUGCUUAUUGAAUACUAGUUGAAUACAUCUUAGAUUGAUUUGUUUAGGUUGUGCUCUAAUAGGACAGCUGGAACCUACAGUUCAAGAGCAUGGCUCCCAGCCCUAUUCUAUAUUAAGAAUAUAGUGCCUCAUUAAAAGCCAAAUUCUUGACA